AUGGUCACCUCUUGGAUCCUUAAUUCCUUGUCCAAAGAUAUUGCAGAUUCUGUCACCUAUUCAAGAACUGCGAAAGAUCUUUGGACAAAUCUGGAGCAGAGGUUUGGUCAAUCCAAUGGAGCGAAAUUAUAUCACCUGCAAAAGGAAAUCAAUGGAUUAACUCAAGGAUAUAUUGAUAUUGCAGGAUAUUUCACCAGGAUUAAGAGGCUUUGGGAUGAACUUGACUCUCUCAAUUCUCAUAUCAAUUGUCUAUAUGCUUGUACUUGUGAGGGAAAGCAGAAAAUAGCCAAAUAUUUGGAAGAUCAAAGACUCAUCCAGUUCCUUAUGGGACUUAAUGAUGUUUACUCCCAGGAUAGAGGAAACAUUCUUAUGUUGAAUCCUCUACCCGGAAUCAACCAUGCCUAUUCUCUUCUCCUUCAGGAUGAGAAUCAGAGGGAGGUAUAUGUGAACCCUCAAAUUCCUACUAAUUCCUCAUCUUUUAUGGCAGGCAAUCAUCAUAUAGUUGGACAGAGACCGGCUAAACAGAGAUCCAAACCUAUUAAUCAGGUUCAUGGACAAAGGUCCAGAUCUGGAACUAACCAGCCUCAGCGAGGUGGUUUCAAACCAAUGAAGACUAAGUAUAAUCCUAAUGCUUAUAAGAUAUCUGAAGAUUUUGAGUUUACCAAUACUAAAGGGUAUGUUGUUAAAGGGAAUGUUGCAGAUGUGACUGAGGAAUAUGAAGCCAUGGAUCACCAUUAUAGUGACCUUGAUAUCAAUGACCUCACACAACACCUCAGUUCAUGUUUAGCUGCUUUCAAUAGUGAUGUUUGGAUCAUUGACUCUGGUGCAUCUGAACACAUGCGUUUUGAUGAGAAUUCCUUUCACAAUUUGAUUCAUCUCUCUUGUCCUGGCCCUACGAGGAGGGCACAAGCUUUUGGUGAAUCUAGAGAUGGACUCUAUCUAUUGCAGCCUACCAGUUUUAAGUCUAGGGAGUCCAAAACAAAUGAUGUAUCUAAUGUUUCUACUAAUGGUCAUUUCAAUUCAGUUCUAGUUUCUUUUCCUUUUACUGCAAAUGCACUGUCAGAUGUAAAACUUUGGCAUGUAAGACUCGGGCACUUGCCUUUUCAAGCAAUGAAACAUCUUAAUUUGGUCUCUUUUCCGUCUAGUUUUGAUUGUCCUUGUGAUAUCUGUCCUCUUGCAAGACAAACAAGAGCACCUUUCCCUAUAAGGGCACUUGGACCUUCUUACUCACUCACUGCAAAGAGUAAUGCUUUUCCAAUGCUCAAAAAUUUCUUGGCUAUGGUUGAAAGACAGUUCAAUGUGAAAGUUAUGAGGAUAAGAUCAGACAAUGCUCUAGAACUUGGGAAGGGGUCUUUGGAAGCUAGUUACCUAAACUCUCAUGGAAUUGUUCAUGAAACCUCAUGUGUUGCUACUCCUCAACAAAAUGGAGUUGUCGAGAGAAAGCAUAGGCACUUGUUAGAGAUUGCCAGAGCUCUUCUUUUUCAGUCCAAACUUCCUACAUUGUUCUGGGGAAAAUCCAUUCUCACAGCCACACAUCUGAUCAAUAGAAUAUCUUCUAGGGUCCUCCAAGGGAAAAGCCCGUAUCAAUUACUUUUUGGGAAAUUGCCUGAAUAUAGAUCCUUGAGAAGUUUCGGAUCACUAUGUUAUGCUUCUACUCUACAACAUCGUAGAAGUAAAUUUGAUCCUAGGGCUAAACCUUGUGUCUUUCUGGGAUAUCCAAAAGGACAGAAAGGUUCUUCAAUUUCUAUAGUUGCUAUUUAUGUGGACGAUAUUCUCAUUACUGGGAAUGAUCUAUCAGAAUUUAUUCAACUUAAGGGAUUUUUGAAUUCAGAAUUUCAUAUCAAGGACCUGGGAGAACUACAUUACUUUCUGGGCAUGGAGGUAUUACGAGAAACUCAAGGUAUAAUUUUGGGACAGAGAAAAUUUACCUUCAAACUCUUGGAGGAGUUUGAUUGCUCACAUCUGCUGCCUGUUUCUUCACCUCUUACUCCUUCUGAAAAGCUAUCGACUUCUGCUGGUCCUCUCCUGGCAGAUCCCACAAUGUAUCGAUGGCUUGUUGGUAAGCUUAAUUACCUCACUCACACUCGCCCGGACUUGUCUUAUGUUGUGCUUUGUCUUAGCCAAUAUAUGCAAAUCCCGUGUGUUGGUAUUAUAAUGCCGAACUCAGAGUGUUGCGGUAUUUGA
Messenger RNA from Solanum verrucosum, 2184 nucleotides. RefSeq lists its product as uncharacterized. The record is from RefSeq and is a predicted model, not a curated record. The transcript has 6 exons. Gene Ontology annotation, molecular function: nucleic acid binding. Gene Ontology annotation, biological process: DNA integration. NCBI's taxonomy places the organism in Eukaryota, Viridiplantae, Streptophyta, Magnoliopsida, Solanales, Solanaceae. The coding region runs from base 1 to 2184 and encodes 727 amino acids.